This is a messenger RNA of Exophiala oligosperma, 740 nucleotides long. RefSeq lists its product as uncharacterized. The transcript has a single exon. The record is from RefSeq and is a predicted model, not a curated record. Bases 48 to 455 code for a protein of 135 amino acids. NCBI's taxonomy places the organism in Eukaryota, Fungi, Ascomycota, Eurotiomycetes, Chaetothyriales, Herpotrichiellaceae.
CGGAGUGAUAAGAGAUCCAAAAUAUAAAAUAUUGUUUAUUGUACUACAUGUACCCUGUACGGAGUACCGGGUCAGGAAGAGAUAUGAGCCCACGUGGUUCCCACCACCACCAACAUGGCUUUCACAUGCCAUCGACCAAACAAGACGCCCGGCCAAGCAAUUCCUCACAAAUAGCACCGUUGUAUCUCCUGAUCUUGGCCGUCGGCGGCAUCGUACUAGUAACCAAACCUAUCCUGAUCGUCCUCGCCAUUCUGAUUGUCGGGUACGGUCGACUCUAUCAUGUUCAACCGGCGAAAAAGUCGCGCAUGCCAUGGUCGCAACACGAGUCUCCUGGGUAUGUGAUUCGAGCGGGACCACAGCAGGGCACAGCUUCUCAUGACUGGGAAAGGAACUUACUGCAGGGUCGCCAAUGGAUGGUCCAUGGGAGGGAACAAAAGACGCGUCUUUCCAUUUGACCAGUCGGUAAAUACCUAGGUCUUCUGAUUCAAAAUCGGAACGAAGAAUACCUUACUUGGCAUGGCCUGACCCAAAAUAAUGUCCAAUGGUUGGACUUUGAGCAGAAAGUGGUGACGCUAGGUGCAGUUGUCGACUUGAGUAGAUGCAAAACACAAUGACAAUGAGUAUUCUUGGGAUUCAUUGUCAUCAUGGCGGAGAAAUUGAAGAGGAUCUGCUAACAGUGUCUUUUUUAUACAUGUGUAUUGUGUAUAUGUAGGUCAUAUCAUGGUCGCAACAGGGUGGAG